UGUCACGUUACAUGUUUUGAUUCUGGAAUACAGUAACCGAAGCUGGCGUGUUUUGUUUGUAUUUUGGGGCAUGAUAUUACUCCCAUAUCGCGUUUUUCUCUUUGACAUUUUUUGUUUAGCUGUUAGUAGCGCGUAGUCUUCGCUAGUAUGCUUCUUUUUUGUCCGACCUGCGGGAAUGUUUUGAUCGUCGAAGAGGGACAGAAGUGCUUGAGGUUUGCGUGUAAUACUUGUCCCUAUGUUCAUAACGUCACGAGAAAGGUAAACUAUAGAAAGUACCCCAAGUUAAAGGAAGUGGAUGAUGUUUUGGGUGGAGCUGCUGCUUGGGAAAAUGUGGAUUCCACUGCUGAAACCUGUCCAAAGUGUGAGCAUCCUCGGGCAUAUUUCAUGCAGAUUCAGACCCGAUCCGCCGACGAACCCAUGACCACUUUCUACAAAUGCUGCAAUGCCCAAUGUGGACACAGAUGGAGAGAUUAACGGAUUUCAUUCACACACAUUGUGAAAAUAAUCUUUUGUUUUGUCUUCAAAUGUGAUCCCAGCUGCUCAGUACUUGAUAAGCAUAUGUAUAUGUAAAUAAUUUCUCCAAAUGACACAUUUUCAGUGAUGUACUUAAUUUUUAUUGAUAAAAUAGUACCUAUAUACAACCUUCAAACAAGUCUGAUUUACGUCGUUAUACAUAUUAAAAACAUGGAGAGAGCAAUGCAGACUGGCAAAUUUACCACCAUAAUGGCAUACAGUACUUUGUAAUAAAACAUUUUUUUUUUUUUU
This is a messenger RNA of Phycodurus eques (leafy seadragon), 765 nucleotides long. RefSeq names its product polymerase (RNA) III (DNA directed) polypeptide K (gene polr3k). The transcript has 3 exons. NCBI's taxonomy places the organism in Eukaryota, Metazoa, Chordata, Actinopteri, Syngnathiformes, Syngnathidae. Gene Ontology annotation, biological process: DNA-templated transcription; termination of RNA polymerase III transcription. Gene Ontology annotation, cellular component: RNA polymerase III complex. Gene Ontology annotation, molecular function: nucleic acid binding; DNA-directed RNA polymerase activity; zinc ion binding. The record is from RefSeq and is a predicted model, not a curated record. The coding region runs from base 148 to 474 and encodes 108 amino acids.